AUGCCUGUCACGAAGAAGGAUGGAAUAGCUGGUGGCGGUCCCGGUGGGAAACAGAAUGGAAACCGUGCAUCUUUCCGAACCGAUUCAGCUAUUUCUAACAACCGUUUCGGCAAUGAACGAGUUCUCCAGCCUUGGGUUCCCGACACAAACGACGCAGUUAAUGGUAGCCUCGAAAGGUCCGGCAACAACGCAGGUUGGGAUCAGUUCGCCGAGAACGAGAGACUGUUCGGCCUCACGACAGACUACGACGAAAACAUUUACACCACCGCUAUCAACAAGAGCCAUCCUCAAUACAGGGAGCGGAUAGCCGCUGCGGACAGAAAGGCCCGAGAGAUUGAGCGCAGCGCACCCACUACUGCUCACGUGGCCGAGGAGCGUAUCAUGGACUAUGUUGGUGGUGAUGAUGGAGGGGAUGAAGAGGACAAGUACAGCGGUGUCCGCCGACAGGAUUUUCCACCUCUGUCUGGACGUGAGAACAAAUACACUCCACCCGCAAAGCGAGCACCCACAGCUCAGUCCACUGUCAAGGGUGCCCCUGUCGAUCCUGCCAUUAUCUCUUCACAGAUCAAAGCGCCUGCCAAGAAGCAGCCUACCCCAGUGCCCGAGGAGCCGAAGCCUCAGACUCCUGAUGCGAACAAGAAUGUGUCGGCGCCCAAGGUCGAUGCUCAGAAAGUUCCUGCCGAAGCCAAGCCUGCUGAGGCUCCGGCUAACUCACCCAAGCCCGCUGCUCAGCCCGCCAAUGGCAAGGCGACAGAGACGAAGUCUGUUGACAAGACUAAUGCUGCUCUGAGACCCUCCGCCAGCGGCGCCGUCGCCGGCGCUGCCGCCCCCAGCGCAACCUCCACGGUCGAACAUGACGUGCUCAAGGAGUUCAAGUCGUUUGCUAGCCAACAGCGCCAGAAUGCCGAGAAAGCACGAAGCAAUAAGGCAAAAGCAGACAAGGAGGUCAAGUUGACCGAGUUGAAGAAGUUCGCCAGCUCCUUCAAGCUUUCCACCCCCGUGCCCACGGAUUUGGUCUCCAUUAUCGCCAAGGACCCGGUCAAGCAGAAGGAGAUUCAGGCCAAGGCGAUUAAGAAUGCCGAAGACGUUGCCAAGGCCAAGGCCGAGGCUGCGACGAAGGACAAGACCUCUCCAUCGAAGGAUGCGCAGGCUAAGCCUGCGGGACAAGGUGCGCCAGCUGCUGCUUCUGCGACAUCUGGCCCUUCCAACGACAACAGAUCCUCUCGCCCUGCUACCGGUACUCAGGCUACUCCUCCUGCUGGAGGUCAAGGUCGUCAUCCCGGAGCUCGUCAACAAUAUCCCCAACAGCAGUACCAUGCGCAGCAGUACCGAAACAACCGUGGAGGACCUCAUGUUCCCCAGCAGCAGCAGACCGGCAUGCUAGCGCAGCGACUCCGUAACGUUGAGCAGCAGAAAUAUUCUCAGGCUUCGGCUCCCCACCAGCCUCAUGUCCCUGGCCAGGAGAUCCGCGCUCCUCCUACCGGACCCGCCAGCGGCGUCAGCUCUGACUACAAUCGACGCCUCAGCGGUGCUCCUGGCCACAUGGGUGCCAAGUUGAACCCCAACAGCCACGAGUUCAGACCUAGCCCGUUUGCUGCGGCUUUCAACCCGAACGGACAUCCCAGCGCUGGCUCGAGCCCCCGAUCUUCUGUUAACCACGUUGAGGCGUCGGCCAGCAAUGUCGCUGCCCCCGGUCAGCUCAUUCGCCGGAAGACCAAGGCUAUUGAUGUCAAGAAGUGCUACAUCCUCUCACACAUCCAGACCUUUACUCCCCCUCCGGGUCGCAACUGGGAUGACAACGGUGGUCUUCGUCCCGCCUAUGACACUUUGCCUACAUGGCGACAGCUUCAGGACGACGAGAAGCCUGAUUCCACGAUGCAUCUCAACUACAAGGAGUAUUUCGAGCGCCAGCCUUUUAACGGACCUGCGCUAGCCACUCCCAACCCGCAGCAUGUCGUUCCUCAGAUGCCUCACCAGCACCAGCUACCUUUCCAUCUCCAGCAGGGCGCGCACAACAUGGCCCCCAGAGGAUCACCCCACAUGCCACCUAUGCAGAUGCACACACCGCAGCAUGGCCCCGUGCCUCACCCGCAGUACGGUAACGACGAUCAUAGGAUGAUGCAUUCAAACUCGGCUCAGUCAUUCGCCUCACCCCGCCUCGGCAAUGUGCCUGUCGCCUACAACUCGCCAGCACAGGUGCCCUACAACCAACCCGUCUUUAUGCCUGGGACGCCGCAGAUGGGACAGUUCCGUAGCUUCUCCAACAACCCCCAGUACAUGUCCCCUCAGCAAGGCCAGAUGGGAGGCCCCAUGAUGAUGCAGCCGCAGUUCAUACCUGGGCCGCAGGGAAUGGUUCCCGGUCCGCAGAUGAUGUAUCCCGGCGGCCACCCUCAAUUCAUGCCUCCAUCUGGACCUCAGCCGGUCCCCGGCGUCAACGGAUAUCCCAGCCCCGGACGUCCCGCGGCGCCGAUGAUGGCGCACCAGGGCUCGCAGCAGGGACAGCCCAUGUAUGGCAUGAGUCCCAAUGUCCAGUAUAACCAGCCGGUCUUUAACCCAGGCCAGCAAGGCGGACCAAUGAGAGGGGGCUACGGCAGCCCUGGGCCUCAACAUUUUGGAACCAGCCCUCAGCAGGGACACCAAUAUGGCCCUCAACACCGAAGCGGCAGCACCAGCUACAACAAGGGCUAUGCGGGCCCAGGACCUCAUCAGACGCCCCAGCCCAACCAUGCGGUGCCAGCCGCGAACCAAGGUCGACCUGCUGAGGGGUCGAAUGAGGCCAAAUAA
This is a messenger RNA of Fusarium vanettenii 77-13-4, 2784 nucleotides long. RefSeq lists its product as uncharacterized. Gene Ontology annotation, molecular function: RNA binding. Gene Ontology annotation, biological process: cytoplasmic stress granule assembly. Gene Ontology annotation, cellular component: cytoplasmic stress granule. The record is from RefSeq and is a predicted model, not a curated record. The coding region runs from base 1 to 2784 and encodes 927 amino acids. The transcript is spliced from 4 exons. NCBI's taxonomy places the organism in Eukaryota, Fungi, Ascomycota, Sordariomycetes, Hypocreales, Nectriaceae.